AAAAGGAGUCUUGAAAUUUCUCGGAAGCAAAAGCGUUGAAUUUCAUUUAUUUAUUGUUUCGUCCGCCGGAGAGAUGGGAGGAGACGACAAAGUGUUCACCUUGGCGGAGGUUUCGGAACACAGCACCAAACACGACUGUUGGCUCGUCAUCGACGGCAAGGUCUAUGAUGUGACAAAGUUCUUGGAUGACCAUCCCGGUGGCGACGAGGUCCUGUUGUCUGCCACAGGGAAAGACGCUACGGAUGAUUUUGAGGAUGUGGGUCACAGUACAACGGCAAAAGCCAUGCUGGAUGAAUACUACGUGGGUGACAUAGACUCGGCCACGAUCACAACCAAGACCACCAAGUAUACACCCCCGAAGCAGCCUCAGCAUAACCAGGAUAAGACCCCGGAAUUCAUCAUUAAGAUCCUUCAGUUCCUUGUCCCUCUUCUCAUCUUAGGCUUGGCUCUCGGCAUUCGGUCCUACACCAAGGCUUGAGUUUAGGAUCGAUUUGGGAACCAGGUUAAUAAGAUUGAUUGUGUGUAAUGGUCACAGUUCUUCUGCUUUGAUCUCUACCUGUCUUAGAAGACAUAUCAGACACCUCCAUUUAUGUAUGUCCUCGUUUUCAGUGGAAGUAAUGUAACCUGAAAAUGACAGGCUUUUGGUUCUCAAUCA
Messenger RNA from Tarenaya hassleriana, 655 nucleotides. Its product is annotated as cytochrome b5. Bases 74 to 478 code for a protein of 134 amino acids. Gene Ontology annotation, molecular function: heme binding. The transcript is spliced from 4 exons. The record is from RefSeq and is a predicted model, not a curated record. NCBI's taxonomy places the organism in Eukaryota, Viridiplantae, Streptophyta, Magnoliopsida, Brassicales, Cleomaceae. Gene Ontology annotation, cellular component: membrane; intracellular membrane-bounded organelle.